Molecule: messenger RNA, 5384 nt
Organism: Acanthaster planci (crown-of-thorns starfish)
Lineage: Eukaryota; Metazoa; Echinodermata; Asteroidea; Valvatida; Acanthasteridae
Product: kelch-like protein 20
Source: RefSeq, a predicted model, not a curated record
GGUUCGUGCAAGUGUUGACACUUUGUGAGUCAUUUCCUGUAACUUGUGCGUUGUGUGUAGAUCCGUCAAGUGUGUGUAUCCAAACUGUGUUCUCUCCCUUGGCAAGGAACUGGUUAUCAUUGAUAAAGUCGAAAGAAACUAUACAGUGUGUGAAUCUUUACGUCGGUGAACAGUAUCCUUGCUGUUAGUCUCUGGUCACUCACCACUCGGUCGAGUCAUGAUGAGAUGGUCGAUGGCAUGGUAUGGAGGCUCGCCCCUUAGCCGUCAGUUGGGUCUCAUCGGUGGCUUGACAAACUGUGAAUGUGAUUGUGACCGCGAGCUGUAAUAGUCGGAACCUUCUAACCGCAGAACAACCAGCAACCAGGGCAAUACCACCGUCUUCGACUUGUCCAAUGCAAUAUGUGUGUGUAGGCAUGAUGUGUCACAUUAGUACAUGAACUCCCCGUAGGCUUGAUCCACACUGCUUGGUGACUUUGGUCUUGUCGUCGUUGAAAGUUUGACUAAAGUCUUACAUGGAAUAAUAUGAAGAGCAUCAGAUGUCACGGAAGCAGCAGGAACAAUGCCAUCCACAAAUGAGUUGGGUGGACUGUAGUAAAACUUAAGUCACCAAAAUUUGUGCACAAAAACGGCAUGACGCAUCAUACGGUUGCCUGAGCAGAAUAAUGCUCUCGGUUGGGAAUAUUAAAUGCACACUGUCAGCUCCUGGAAAAAAGUGUGAGGGAAGAAUGUGCACAUGUCUUGAGAUUGGAGGAGUGUGGAGGUCAUCAGUUGUCUUGAAUGUGUUACCCAACUCAACUUAAGUUGAUACAUCGGCAAGUGUGACUGUUGCAGAGGACUGCAAAAUUAAUCGUACUAGGUGUGAGUGAAAAAAACCUGCAGUAAUAUCAUCGAAAGUUUUUUGGACAGGUUUGGGUCAUGUUUCCAAAUUUGACUUGGAGGUGACGCAUCUUUAGGUUAGCCUCAAAGACUGCUUCCGAAAGACCAAGAAGCCACAAAUGAUGGACUUUGAUGAGUUGGAGGCCGGCUGCAAUGCCGACUUCACCUUGCACCGGGCCCAUGAACACUACAGCAGCCAGGCACUGCGGCUGAUGCACCAGCUGCGCCAGGCCAGGAAGCUAUGCGACAUCCGGCUGCGGGUCGGGGAGCAGGAGAUUCUGGGCCACCGCGUAGUAUUGGCUGCCUUCAGCCCUUACUUCUAUGCCAUGUUCACGGGGGACAUGCUGGAGGCCAGCCAGUCGGAGGUGGUCAUGAAGGAGGUGGAUCCCCGAUCACUGGAGCUGCUGGUGGAAUAUGCAUACACAGGGAUCUUGGAGAUUCACAUAGACACAGUCCAGUCACUCUUGGACACAGCUGCCAUGAUACAACUGGGCGAUGUGCAGACGGCCUGCUCUGAGUUCCUCAAGAGACAGCUGCAUCCUGCUAACUGCCUGGGAAUUCGCAACUUUGCCGACGCCCACACCUGCACAGACUUAGUAGAGGCCUCUGGUAAGUUCGCCGAGCGCCACUUCACUGAGGUUGCCAACGAGGAGGAAUUCCUGCAGCUGGCUAAGCCCCAACUGGCCGAGCUGCUGCAGUGUGAGGACCUGAAUGUGCGCAGCGAGGAAGAGGUGUACAAUGCCAUCAUGCGCUGGGUGUACCACGACAAGGAGGCACGGCGGGGGGAGAUUGCUGACCUAUUGCGGGCCAUCCGCAUGCCCCUGCUCUCUCCCCGCUUCCUGGUGGACACGGUGGAGGCCGAGGACCUGAUCAAGCAGGACAUCAAGUGUCGGGACCUGCUGGACGAGGCCAAGAACUACCACAUGCUGCCCGACAGGAGGACACGCAUGCAACAGGAGAGAAUCAGGCCUCGCAGGUCUACAGUAGGUUCCAUUUAUUGUAUUGGAGGAAUGGACAGCACCGGUCAUUCACUGAGCAGCGUGGAACGUUACAACCUCAGCAACGGCCGGGUCAGCAUAGAGGCCAGCAUGAACUCACCCCGGAGUGGAGUGGGCGUGGCUGUGCUGGACGGCAAGCUGUAUGCCAUAGGUGGCUACGACGGGAGCCAAUACAUGAACACAGUAGAGUGUCUGGACCCCACUACGCGACGCUGGCACCGUGUAGCCUCCAUGCUCCACAUCCGACGCUACCACUCCGUGGUAGCUCAUAACCGGCAGCUCUACGCUGUUGGGGGAUAUGACAGCUCCACUGUGCUGGACUCAGUGGAGACCUACGACCCACGAACAAACCGAUGGUGGAGAGUCGGUAGCCUGGAGACCAAACGUCGGCACAUAGGUGUCGCAGCAUUGGGUGAUUACUUGUACGCAGUCGGAGGAAGUGAUGGGACGUCGUACCUGAACAGCAUAGAGAAGUACGACCCCAGGUUAAAUCAGUGGAUUCCAGUGGACAGCAUGCAUUCCAGACGAGGGGGUGUUGGGGUGGCUGCUCUUGGAGGGAGGCUGUAUGCCAUGGGAGGCUAUGAUGGACAAUCUAACCUCAACACACUGGAGAGAUACUACCCAGAGGAGGACAGGUGGACGUUUCUGGCUCCAAUGGCGCAGUGCCGGUCUGGUCACGGCUGCGUGGUGGUCGGUGACCUCAUGUACGCCGUGGGAGGUCAUGAUGGGGUUCAAUACCUGAACACCGUGGAAGUCUUCGACACACAGCUGGGCGAGUGGCACUGCCAGGGGCCCAUGGGGACGUGCCGGGCCGUGGCUGGGCUGGCUGUCCUCAGUAACAUCCCAUGCACCAAUGUCUAACCCAGGAACUAGGGUCUUCGUUCAGCAGGAUCCACCUGGGCUGUCGUGCAUUGAGCACUGUGGAAGUCAUUGAUACACAGUUGACACUGUGGAGGUACUUUAAGGAGCAGUGAGGACAAGUUGGUUCACAGGCUAGGAAGGCUUGCUGUCCUCAGAAAUAUUCCUUAUGCUAUGAACUUUUUCAGGUCUUUGGGCCUACAUACCUUGUCAAAGAGGACCUCAUCAGACGGUGUGGCGUUAUGCUUUGUAAAAUUCUGAGGACGUGUUUCUCGCACUGCUGAGAAUCCAUAGUGAUGUGUUGCAUUUCACUGUAUCAAAUUCGGCUGGUGGAAUUCAUAUGCAGUACAUUUUGUGACUGUAUUUGUUGGAGGCUUAUGAGGACAUGAAGAGCCAUGGUCAAGCUCACUGUCCUCAAAGCAUUUCAUGAACAACCAAUCAGCCAGCUUCCGACUAUCUUGUCAAGUGUGAUGUAUGAGAGACGUGUUAGACAUGUGAGGACUUGCCUUUGCUAGUCCUUACUGUCCUCUAAAAAAAUCCUGUCUGGUCAGUGGCUUUUGGCCACUCCAAAGCUGACCUUACAGCAUAGUGUGCUUUCAUCUGAUUUAUUCCAGACUUCAGAGAGCCCAAGUCCUUUCUUGCAUGACUUGUGGAGCCAACACGGGCAAGUUCAUUUGUGAUGCCCAAAUCCCCACGACAAUUGGCACGCAUGUGCUCUUCCUAAUCUGCAGCAGGGGACAACGUCGACUGAUCAGUAAUGAUGUAAUCCAGUGUGCCACAUGACUGAACCUUUUAAAGUUUUGGCAAGACCUGUAAGACAGCUAUGCCAGGCUGGACCUGAACCAUAGACUUUCUGUUUGCCGACCAGGUGUUCUAGAUUCAUGUAAACAUGACAUAACAUUUUCCUUAGGGUUAGCUACAAGUCCUCAUUGUAUACCUGCUGUAUGUAAGAAAUGCCAAGUGCUAUUUUCUGUUACAUGUACGAUACACCAAUCUAUUUUUGUGAAGACUUAUCAACUCAGGACUAUGAGCUAUCAUUUUUAUCAACUCACGAUGAAACCACCUAUAACAGUGUUUGUUGUAAACCAUCAGCAAUAACUUCAUUUACAUUUAAUCAAAAGCUCUUCACAAAACUGGUUAGCCAUGUCUUUAAUACUCAGAGGUUGUGAUGGCUGGGGCUGUGGUUUUCAUCAUAAACUAGCUAUUGUGACAAGAUAUGACUAUCCACAUCCACAGGAGAAGAGAACUUUGCACAAGGACAGCCUCUUAGAAAAAAUGUGCCACUGGCAAAUCUGCAUCAAAAGAGGGCAGUGUUUAUGUGGCGUAUACAGAGCUGUUUAUCAAGACAUUUGUGACAUGAGUGUCUCGAUUGUUGGAUUCAAAAUGGUGGAUUAUGCAUCAGUGCACAUGGACAGUUAGCACACAAUAGCUGCAUACUGUAUUGCACACAAUACGUUGGUGCUACUCUGUCUAUACACACCUCUGGGUGUAUAUGUUCAAAGCAGCAGUUCCUGGAUCUGCUAGCCUCACACAUUGAUUCAUCAACAGCAGAGGGCGCUUUGGCCAAACCCCCAAAGUUUGAAAAGAUGUCUUGUGAUUCACUGGUGCUUCAAAUGAGUGGUUAUAUAUUUAUACAAGUACAUGUAAAUGAUUGUGCAUAGUAGAGCUGUAUUUAGACAUACCAUCAAACAUUUUUGCACGUGAAAAACAGCAUUGGAUUUCAACAGACAGCAGUAUGUUUAUGUCUUUUAUAUGUUGGCUUGCCACAUGCAGAGUGAAAAGUCUAAAUAUCAGAUUUGUUCAGAAGAACAAAACAGUUUUUUGUUUGCAUGAAACUCAGAAAAGAUAUCAUUUGUAUGGUCUGCAAAUCAUGAGGGCAAAAUGGCAUUUACUUUUUACCUUUAUUUUGUGAAAUAAAUUUUAUAUGCCAUUAAGUCUUUCAGUUACGUUCAAGAGCGACUUCCUGAUUCCUCACAUCAGUUUGGAUUUUUCUUUUGUAAUACUAUGUUAGGAUCAUGGUUUCCUUGGGCCAUGAAAACACUGUAACAGCCGUUGAUAUGUUGCAUUUGGUUAAGACAUCCAACUUGUAGUUUAAAGGGAUGUCAUAGGAACUUUUAAAAUGACAGCGUUAAAUGUGGCUUGUUUUGCUGAUGGCAUUCUAUUUUAUCCUGCAUUGUCUAACAUACUUCGCCCAAUAAAUUAAUUGAAACAUAAAGAAGCACAUUUACUUGCAGCAAAGGCCAUGUUCUUUCUGAUUGGUGUAGCGUUCCUUAAAAUUGGUGAACAAAGGACUAGGUGACAAAGACAAUGGGUGGUAUUGUGUGUAUCAGUAGUCCGGUACAAUACGGUAUUAGUACUAUUCUAUGCUCUUUCAAAUUAUUGCCAACACUCCACAUAAUGGCAAAACACCCAACCUUUGCAGAAGAAGCAAUUUGUUUUUCCCAAGUCACUGUGCUCAGUUUUAUUAAAUGACUCAUUAUAUUCAUGUUCACAACAGAAUGUUCGUUUUCGUUCUUUUUCCUUUGAAACUUUGCUAUAAGCUGAUUCAGGAAGGGCCUUGAGGUGCAUAUUAGUUAUUGCAUAAUAUUGUCUAUAGACUGAAACAUCCCUGGGCCUUUAUCAAAUUAAUAAUUAAUAAAAAGGUGAAAUUUU